Brassica napus (rape) is the source of this 1237-nucleotide messenger RNA. RefSeq lists its product as uncharacterized. NCBI's taxonomy places the organism in Eukaryota, Viridiplantae, Streptophyta, Magnoliopsida, Brassicales, Brassicaceae. Bases 389 to 955 code for a protein of 188 amino acids. The transcript is spliced from 4 exons. The record is from RefSeq and is a predicted model, not a curated record.
CUUACGCUCCCCUCAAAUGUCGAACCUGCGUCUCUGUCCUCAACGCCUUUGCUCGCGUCGAUUUCGCCGCCAAGAUCUGGAUCUGCCCUUUCUGCUUCCAGCGGAACCCUUUCCCUCCUCACUACCACAUGAUCUCCGAGACCAAUCUCCCCGGCGAGCUUUGCCCUCUGUACACCACCGUUGAAUAUGCGCUUCCUUCCACCGCCGGCCAAUUCGAUCCCAGAACAGGCGCUGCUCCGCCUCAGACGCCUCCUCCUGUGUUCGUGUUUGUUCUCGAUACGUGUAUGAUCGAGGAGGAGUUGGGGUUCGCUAAAUCUGCACUUAAGCAGGCGAUUGGGUUGCUUCCGGAGAAUGUUUUGGUGGGGUUUGUCUUUUGGGACGCAGGCUCAUGUUCAUUAGUUGGGAUUCUCGGAGAUGUCUAAAGUUUUUGUCUUUAAAGGGAAUAAAGAAGUGUCUAAGGAUCAGGUUUUGGAUCAGUUGGGGCUUUCCUCGAGGAGAGCUCCCACUUCUGGGUUUCCCAAAGGAGCGCAAAAUGGGUUCCAGAGUGCUGCUGGUGUCAACAGGUUCUUGCUGCAUGCCUCGGAUUGUGAAUACACACUGGACUUGUUCCUCCUCAGCUACUCUCAAUUAUGACGGCAUGAAGAAGAUUGACUCAGUGACACUAUCUGAGUUGAAUUUUCAUGACCUUAGUUCACCACCCAAGACUGUCGAGUUCCUAUGUACUAGGGAUGUUGGCAGUAUUGAAACAGCAAAUGGAUGGUGCUGUGUCUCCUGCUCCAAGUUCUCAUCCUGCACGUGUGCGCCCUGCCAUGAUGAAAAUGCGGUUGGAGUUGCAAGGUACCGGAUAGAGAUGUUAGUUACUGAUGUAUCUGACACUGCCAUGUUCGUAGCUUUUGAUGGUGAGAUGAAAAAGUUGACCAGUGGUCCUGCUGUAGCAGCAUCCAUGAUAACAUAGCUGAAACCUGAACAAGUUGACCAGUGGUCUUGCUGCAGCAGUUUCAGCGUCCAUGGUAACGUAGCUGAUACCGUAAGUGUUGAGUUAUUGUUUCUUAAUUUAAAACCUCCUCCUCUGUAAUGUCUUUCAUCAUAUAAAGUCCUGAGAGCCUAGGAGGGCAGACCCACAUAACUAGCCCCUUCCACAAUGCUUCAUAGAUAUUGUGGGGAGGACCAUUACAUUCCAGCUUAAGCUUUCACAUUAAAAAUUCACAUCAAAUCAUCAGUCUUUCACCAUAGCUCG